Messenger RNA from Colossoma macropomum (tambaqui), 3472 nucleotides. RefSeq names its product myotubularin related protein 2 (gene mtmr2). The transcript is spliced from 17 exons. NCBI's taxonomy places the organism in Eukaryota, Metazoa, Chordata, Actinopteri, Characiformes, Serrasalmidae. Bases 630 to 2543 code for a protein of 637 amino acids. Gene Ontology annotation, biological process: dephosphorylation. The record is from RefSeq and is a predicted model, not a curated record. Gene Ontology annotation, molecular function: phosphatidylinositol-3,5-bisphosphate 3-phosphatase activity.
AGAGAAAUGGAGGGAUGGUCACUUUUCUUUAUUUUUUUAAUGGAAUAAAUUUUUCUCCUGUCCAAAGUUAAAGAAAUAUCUUUCACAAACGGUCAGAGGGUUUAACUUGUUUGGAAUGUGUAACGUUUUCAGAUGUUUGUCUCCUUGUGCUCUUAUUCAUUGGGGACUCUCUCUGGCGCCCUCUAGUGUUCUGCGUCCUCCAGUGUUUUUGAGGUAAUAGGAGAAACAGGAAGUGACCAGAUUCCCAUAAACUGUCUCUGAUUGUGUGAGGAUUACACAGCUCAUUUGUAAUGUGUUUUUGAGCUGUAUUUUGAAUAAUUUGUACGUUUUUAUUUUUUUGUUUUUUUCAUCUUACUUUUGUCCAUAACUCGUGUUUUUCGUGCCUUCUGUAAACCUCUGUGUACUUUUUUUCAUGUGUCUUUUUGUGUAAAUACUUAUAUCAGGUCCCCACAAAGCCGUAAAAACAGUGGUUGUCGGACACACCCACCCCGCACAGGGCGUGUGGGUAAAGAUGGCAGCUUCCUGUGUUUGAGCUGGGCUGGUUUAGCUGACAGACUGAGCCGUAAGGCGGCCAAAUGCGGGUUUAAUCGCUCCUUUUCUGUGUGACACUCGGCGGCUUCUCUGCUCUGAUGGAUCCGGGCUCUAACGGCGAGUCUCCGGGCUCCAGACAGCCCAGCCUGGACUCGCUCUGCAGCUCGUCCACGUCUCGGUCAGAUCGGUCCCUGCAGACCAGAGGACAGUCCAUCUCCUCUGAGCAGACCUCCAACAGUGACCUUUCACCCCAGCUACGGAUUAAAGGAAAACCUGCCAAGCUGUUCAGAGACUCAGAGAAGGAUGAUAUUGAGCUGUUACCGAAGGAGGUUGUGCAGGAAGUGGGGAAGGAUGUGACGUACAUCUGUCCGUUUGUUGGGGCUCUGCGAGGGACGCUGACCGUCACCAACUUCAGGCUGUUCUUCAGGGGCGUCGGCAGGGACCCGGCGUUCGUGCUGGACCUGCCGCUGGGAGUCAUCAGCAGAGUGGAGAAGAUCAGCGGAGCGUCCAGCAGAGGAGACGUCUCCUACGUCCUCGUCUGCAAGGAUGUGAGGACUCUGCGGUUCGUCCAUAAACAGCCGGACGAUUCGUUACAGAAGUCGGUGUUUGAGGUGCUGACCAAGUUCGCCUUCCCCGUCUCCAACACCCUGUCCCUCUUUGCAUUUGAGUAUAAUCAGGUUUUUCCUGAGAACGGAUGGAAAGUGUACGACGCUCUGGCAGAGUAUAAGAGACAGGGUUUGCCCAAUGAGAGCUGGAGGAUAACUAAGGUCAACGAUCACUACGAGCUGUGCGACUCGUAUCCCGCUGCGCUAGUCGUUCCGGUAACCAUCACUGACGACGAACUGCGGCGAGUCGCCACCUUUAGGGCCAAAGGUCGCAUUCCAGUGUUGUCGUGGCUCCACCCGGAGAGUCAGGCGGCGGUGGUGAGGUGCAGUCAGCCGAUGAGCGGCGUUGGCGGUAAACGCUGUAAAGACGAUGAGAAGCUCCUGCAGGCCAUCAUGGACGCCAACGCUCAGUCGCACAAACUCUUCAUCUUCGACGCCAGACCCAGCGUCAACGCCGCGGCUAAUAAGAUGAAGGGCGGUGGGUGUGAAAGUGAAGACGCCUACCAGAACGCCGAGCUGGUGUUUCUGGACAUCCACAACAUCCACGUGAUGCGCGAGUCGCUGCGGAAACUGAAGGAGGUGGUUUACCCCAACAUCGAAGAAUCCCAUUGGCUGUCCAACCUGGAGUCCACUCACUGGCUGGAGCACAUCAAGCUGAUCCUGGCCGGUGCGCUGAGGAUAGCAGAUAAAGUGGAGUCCGGGAAGACAUCGGUUGUCGUCCACUGCAGCGACGGCUGGGACCGAACGGCCCAACUGACCUCGCUGAGCCUCAUCAUGCUGGACUCGCACUACAGAACCAUCUCGGGCUUCCAGAAGCUGAUCGAGAAGGAGUGGAUCAGCUUCGGACACAGAUUCCAGCAGAGAGUGGGUCACGGUGAUCAGAACCACACGGAUGCUGAUCGCUCUCCAAUCUUCCUGCAGUUCAUCGACUGCGUGUGGCAGAUGACUCAACAGUUCCCUGCAGCGUUUGAGUUUAACGAGUCGUUCCUCAUCACGGUGCUGGAUCAUCUGUACAGCUGUUUAUUUGGGACGUUUCUCUGUAACAGUGAGCAGCAGAGAGUCAAAGAGGAGCUGGCGAAGCGGACAGUUUCUCUCUGGUCAUUCGUGAACAGUCAGGUGGACGAGUUUAUUAACCCUCUGUACGUCCACUACCCCGCCCACGUCCUGCUGCCCUCUGUCUCCAUCAGACACCUUCAGCUGUGGGUCUCGUACUACAUCCGCUGGAACCCCCGCGUCAGGCCACAGCAGCCAGUACAUCAGCGCUAUAAAGAGCUGCUGGCCAAAAGGGCGGAGCUUCAGAAGAGGGUGGAGGAGCUCCAGCGGGAAGUAGCCAGUCGGGCCUCAGCAUCCUCUGAGAGGGCGGGGUCACCGACUCGCUCCAUCACUCCUGUACAAACCUUCGUCUGAUUGGAUAAGGGACUUAUGAAGCACAGCAGAGACGGACCUGAUUGGACAGAGCCUGUCUGUCCGUCUGUCUGUCCAUGUCUCUCUCUCUCUCUCUCUCUCUCUCUGUCUCUCUCUCUCUCUUUCUCUCUCUCUCUCUCUCUCUCUCUCUCUCUCUCUCUCUCUGAUCUCAGAUCAGCUGUAUUGAACACUCUGUUACUGAAGCUUUACUGAAGUAUGCUGACCUCUCAGCUGGGUGUAAUAACCUCUUUAUUACUACAUUAUUACUACACUAGUAUUAACACAGUUAUUAGGCCUUUAUGAUCAGUACUGUAUGUUUAUCUCAGUCUGCCCCUUUUUCCACUAAAGCACUGAGAGAAUCACGUGACCGCAGCAGUGUGGUCAUCUGAAUAUGAAUGUGUUAGAUUUGCAUAUUUAAAUGAGCAGUUUAUUUGGUGUCUGUGUUAAACUAACGUGACUAAACUUUAAAAGGCGAAGUGCAGUUAAAUAAACACGUCUAUAUUUUAUACUCUACACUUCAUAACCUUUCCAAGCUUUUUAUAUACUUGAAGCCAAUCAGAAGGCAGAACAUUAACAUGUUAAUCACCUUAGCAGUCUCAUUACCAUACUCCUGAUAUGCUCCGCCUCUCUGCUUCUGACGCAUGAUUGACAGCUGUUGAACAGACCCGCCGGUCCUGAUCCAAAGAUGUGCGCAUGACCGAUUCUUGCUGCAGUGACUCUGGCCAGCGGGACUUACAGUGCUAUGCAAUGCAUCGUGGGUAAUGUAGUUCUGCAGUAGUGUUGUUGGUUUAGGAGCAGUAAGGAGGCAGCAGAGCGCCCCUUAGUGGGCGUAAGAGUGAUUACAUGUGAGAACACUGCGGAUGUGAAGGGCUCUGCACACUAACGAACGCUGACGUCUUAACAUUCCUCAAUAAACGAGUGGAGUGAUUGAA